Messenger RNA from Salvelinus fontinalis (brook trout), 8648 nucleotides. Its product is annotated as mucin-2-like. The annotation marks the transcript as partial. The transcript has a single exon. NCBI's taxonomy places the organism in Eukaryota, Metazoa, Chordata, Actinopteri, Salmoniformes, Salmonidae. The record is from RefSeq and is a predicted model, not a curated record.
ACAGAGGUGGAGAGACAGAGGUGGAGAGACAGAGGUGGAGAGACAGAGGUGGAGAGACAUAGAGGGAGAGACACACACCACCACACACACCAACACACACACCAACACACACACACCACCACACGCACACCAACACACACACACCACCACACGCACACCAACACACCUACCAACACACGCACCACCACACCCACAAACACACCUACCAACACACACACCAACACACCUACCAACACACACACCAACACACACACCAACACACGCACCAACACACACACCACCACACACACCAACACACACACCAACACACACACACCAACACACACACCAACACACACACCAACACACCUACCAACACACACACCAACACACCAACACACACACCACCACACACACCAACACACACACCAACACACACACACCAACACACCCACCAACACACAAACCAACACACGCACCAACACACCCACCAACACACCCACCAACACAUACACCAACACACACACAAACACACCAACACACCCACCAACACAUACACCAACACACACACACCAACACACACACCAACACACACACCAACACACCUACCAACACACACACCAACACACCAACACACACACCACCACACACACCAACACACACACCAACACACACACACCAACACACACACCAACACACCUACCAACACACACACCAACACACACACCAACACACACACCAACACACCUACCAACACACACACCAACACACACACACCACCACACGCACACCAACACACACACCAACACACACACCAACACACACACCAACACACACACCAACACACCUACAAACACACCCACAAACACACCUGCCAACACACACACCAACACACGCACCAACACACACACACCAACACACACACACCAACACACGCACCAACACACACACCAACACCAACACACACACACCAACACAACUACCAACACACACACCAACACACACACCAACACACACACACCAACACACACCAACACACACACCAACACACACACCAACACACACACCAACACACACACACCAACACACACACACCAACACACACACACCAACACACACACACCAACACACACACCAACACACACACCAACACACACACCAACACACACACACCAACACACACCAACACACACACCAACACACACACCAACACACACACCAACACACACACCAACACACACACCAACACACACACACCAACACACACACCAACACACGCACCACCACCAACACACACACACCAACACACACACCAACACACGCACCAACACACGCACCACCACCAACACACACACACCAACACACCUACCAACACAUACACCAACACCAACACACACACACCAACACACCUACAAACACACACACCAACACCAACACACACACACCAACACACACACCAACACACACACCAAUACACACACCAACACACACACCAACACACACACACCAACACACAUACCAACACACGCACCACCACCAACACACACACACCAACACACACACCAACACACCUACCAACACACCCACCAACACACCCACCAACACAUUCACCAACACACACACCAACACACCCACCAACACACCCACCAACACAUACACCAACACACCCACCAACACACACACCAACACACCCACCAACACACACACACACACACCAACACACCCACCAACACACAUACCAACACACGCACCACCACCAACACACACACACCAACACACACACCAACACACACACCAACACACCCACCAACACACCUACCAACACACACACCAACACACCUACCAACACACCCACCAACACACCCACCAACACAUUCACCAACACACACACCAACACACCCACCAACACACCCACCAACACAUACACCAACACACCCACCAACACACCCACCAACACACACACCAACACACCCACCAACACACAAACCAACACACGCACCAACACAUCCACCAACACACCCACCAACACAUACACCAACACACACACAAACACACCAACACACCCACCAACACAUACACCAACACACACACCAACACACACACCAACACACCAACACACCCACCAACACAUACACCAACACACACACCAACACACACACAAACACAUACACCAACACACCCACCAACACAUACACCACCACACACACCAACACACGCACCAACACACACACCAACACACACACCAACACACAUACCAACACACCUACCAACACACACACCAACACACACACCAACACACACACCAACACACACACCAACACCAACACACACACACCAACACACACACCAACACACACACACCAACACACACACCAACACACGCACCACCACCAACACACACACACCAACACACACACCAACACACGCACCAACACACGCACCACCACCAACACACACACCAACACACCUACCAACACACACACCAACACACACACCAACACACACACCAACACACACACCAACACCAACACACACACACCAACACACCUACCAACACACGCACCAACACAUACACCAACACACACACCCCUACCAACACACACACCAACACACACACCAACACACACACCAACACACACACCAACACCAACACACACACACCAACACACCUACCAACACACGCACCAACACACACACCAACACACACACCAACACACCUACCAACACACACACCAACACACACACCAACACACAUACCAACACACACACCAACACACACACCAACACACACACCAACACACACACCAACACACACACCAACACACCUACCAACACACACACCAACACACACACCAACACACACACCAACACACACACCAACACACCUACCAACACACACACCAACACACACACCAACACACACACCAACACACACACCAACACACACACCAACACACACACCAACACACCAACACACACACCAACACACACACCAACACACCUACCAACACACACACCAACACACCUACCAACACACACACCAACACACCAACAAACACACCAACACACACACCAACACACACACCAACACACCUACAAACACACACACCAACACACACACCAACACACACACCAACACACACACCAACACACCUACCAACACACACACCAACACACACACCAACACACACACCAACACACCUACCAACACACACACCAACACACCUACCAACACACACACCAACACACACACCAACACACACACCAACACACCUACCAACCCACACACCAACACACACACCAACACACAUACCAACACACAUACCAACACACACACCACCACACCUACCAACACACACACCAACACACACACCAACACACAUACCAACACACACACCAACACACACACCAACACACACACCAACACACACACCAACACACACACCAACACACCUACCAACACACCUACCAACACACACACCAACACACACACCAACACACACACCAACACACACACCAACACACCUACCAACACACACACCAACACACACACCAACACACACACCAACACACACACCAACACACACACCAACACACCUACCAACACACACACCAACACACACACCAACACACACACCAACACACACACCAACACACCUACCAACACACACACCAACACACCUACCAACACACACACCAACACACACACCAACACACACACCAACACACCUACCAACACACACACCAACACACACACCAACACACCUACCAACACACACACCAACACACCUACCAACACACACACCAACACACCUACCAACACACACACCAACACACCUACCAACACACACACCAACACACACACCAACACACACACCAACACACACACCAACACACACAUCAACACACCUACCAACACACACACCAACACACCAACAAACACACCAACACACACACCAACACACACACCAACACACCUACAAACACACACACCAACACACACACCAACACACCUACAAACACACACACCAACACACACACACCAACACACCUACAAACACACACACCAACACACACACCAACACACCUACAAACACACACACCAACACACACACCAACACACCUACAAACACACACACCAACACACACACCAACACACCUACAAACACACACACCAACACACACACCAACACACCUACCAACACACACACCAACACACCUACCAACACACACACCAACACACCAACAAACACACCAACACACACACCAACACACACACCAACACACACACCAACACACAUACCAACACACACACCAACACACACACCAACACACACACCAACACACACACCAACACACACACCAACACACCUACCAACACACACACCAACACACACACCAACACACACACCAACACACACACCAACACACCUACCAACACACACACCAACACACACACCAACACACACACCAACACACACACCAACACACCUACCAACACACACACCAACACACACACCAACACACACACCAACACACACACCAACACACCUACCAACACACACACCAACACACCUACCAACACACACACCAACACACACACCAACACACCUACCAACACACACACCAACAUACACACCAACACACACACCAACACACACACCAACACACCUACCAACACACACACCAACACACACACCAACACACCUACCAACACACACACCAACACACCUACCAACACACACACCAACACACCUACCAACACACACACCAACACACCUACCAACACACACACCAACACACACACCAACACACACACCAACACACACACCAACACACACACCAACACACCAACAAACACACACACCAACACACACACCAACACACCUACAAACACACACACCAACACACACACCAACACACCUACAAACACACACACCAACACACACACCAACACACCUACAAACACACACACCAACACACACACCAACACACCUACCAACACACACACCCCUACCAACACACACACCAACACACAAACCAACACACACACCAACACACACACCAACACACCUACCAACACACACACCACCACACACACCAACACACAGACCAACACACCUACCAACACACCUACCAACACACACAACCCUACCAACACACACACCAACACACACACCAACACACACACCAACACACACACCAACACACCUACCAACACACACACCAACACACGCACCAACACACACACCAACACACAUACCAACACACACACGAACACACCUACCAACACACACACCAACACACACACCAACACACAUACCAACACACCUACCAACACACACACCAACACACACACCACCACACACACCAACACACACACACCAACACACAUACCAACACACCCACCAACACACCCACCAACACACACACCAACACACACACCAACACACAUACCAACACACCUACCAACACACACACCACCACAUACACCAACACACACACCAACACACACACACCAACACACACACCACCACACACACCACCACAUACACCAACACACACACCAACACACACACCAACACACGCACCAACACACACACCAACACACACACACAAACACACCUACCAACACACACACCAACACACACACACGCAAACACAAACACACAUGGAAAUGCACACACACAUGGAAACGCAAACACAAACACACACACACACACACACAUGCCCAAAAGUGAUCCUGCUGGUGAUGGGACAUCACCUCCUGGUGUGAUGAUGUCACAGAUAAUCAUCAUCACCCGUUACUCUGACCCAUCAGGCUACCAUGACCACUACACACCAGCAGCAACACUGACGGCCCUGUGUGUGCGUGUGUGUGUGUGUGUGUGUGUGUGUGCGUGCGUGCGUGCGUGCGUGCGUGUGUGUGUGUGUGUGUGUGUGUGUGUGUGUGUGUGUGUGUGUGUGUGUGUGUGUGUGUGUGUGUGUGUGUGUGUGUGUGUGUACCGGAGGGGUGGGCUAUGUCAGUUUUUGUAUUUAGUAAGGAUCCCAUGAUCAGCAGCUACUCUUCCUGGGUCCAGCAACGUUAAUUAAGGGAGUUAUAUACAAUUACAUGACAUUACGUUUCAUAACACUUCUCACAGCACAGUGUGUUCCCUCAGGCCACUACUCUACUUACACAUAUCUACAAUUCAACAUCCAUGUGAACGUGUGUGUAGAGUGCGUCUCUUCUCAUGUGUAUGUCUGUCUUUGCCUGUGUGUCUUUUCACAGUCCCCGCUGUUCCGUAUUGUGUAUUUUUUGGGGUCUCAUUCCAAUGCUUGCAUCAGUUACCUGAUGUGGAAUAGAGUUCCAUGUAGCUAUGGCUCUAUGUAGUACUGUGCACCUCACAUAGUCUGUUCUGGACUUGGGGUUUGUGAAGAGUCCUUUGGUGGCAUGUCUUUUGGGGUAUGCAUGGGUGUCUGAGCUGUGUGCUAGUAGUUUAAACAGACAGCUAGGUGCACUCAGUGUGUCAACACUUCUUACAAAAACAAGUAGUGUUGAAGUCAAUCUCUCCUCCACUUUGAUCCAUGAGAGACUGAUAUGUAUAUGAUUAAUGUUAGCUCUAUGUUACAUUUAAGGGAAAGUCGUACUGCCCUGUUCUGAGACAAUUGUAGUUUUCCGAGGUCCCUCUUUGUGGAACCUGACCACAUGACUGAACAGGAGUCCAGUUGGGAGAAAAGUAGAGCCUGUAGGACCUGUCUUGUUGAUAGUCUAGUUAAAAAGGCAGAGCAGCACUUUAUUAUGGACAGACUUAGUUACUGGAAUAAGCAAUUUCAUAAAUGUGUCAAGUGCAGCGUUUGGUUGCUCCUCAUUACACACCACAGACCAGCAAAUAUUCUUUACAUCAAUAACAUAUGAAUCAUUACAAAACGUCUCGUAUGACCUCUUAUACACUUUAUUAGGCCCAGCCUUUGGAACUUUGGUUUUCCUAGAUGUGGCUACUAUAUCGUGAUCCUAUAAGAUGGGUGUGGCUACUAUAUCGUGAUCCUAUAAGAUGGAUGUGGCUACUAUAUCGUGAUCCUAUAAGAUGGAUGUGGCUACUAUAUCGUGAUCCUAUAAGAUGGAUGUGGCUACUAUAUCGUGAUCCUAUUAGAUGGAUGUGGCUACUAUAUCGUGAUCCUAUUAGAUGGAUGUGGCUACUAUAUCGUGAUCCUAUUAGAUGGGUGUGGCUACUAUAUCGUGAUCCUAUUAGAUGGAUGUGGCUACUAUAUCGUGAUCCUAUAAGAUGGAUGUGGCUACUAUAUCGUGAUCCUAUUAGAUGGGUGUGGCUACUAUAUCGUGAUCCUAUUAGAUGGAUGUGGCUACUAUAUCGUGAUCCUAUUAGAUGGGUGUGGCUACUAUAUCGUGAUCCUAUAAGAUGGAUGUGGCUACUAUAUCGUGAUCCUAUAAGAUGGAUGUGGCUACUAUAUCGUGAUCCUAUUAGAUGGAUGUGGCUACUAUAUCGUGAUCCUAUAAGAUGGAUGUGGCUACUAUAUCGUGAUCCUAUUAGAUGGAUGUGGCUACUAUAUCGUGAUCCUAUAAGAUGGAUGUGGCUACUACAUCGUGAUCCUAUUAGAUGGGUGUGGCUACUAUAUCGUGAUCCUAUAAGAUGGAUGUGGCUACUAUAUCGUGAUCAAUGCAUGAGAUGGAUGUGGAUACUGCUUUAAAGCAGAUUUCUGCAGCAUUAGUAAAGAUGUGAUCCAUACAUGCUGAUGAUUUUGUUCCUCUGCUGUGUGUAACUUCCCUGGUAUGGUGACUAAUAACCUGCAUGAGGUUACAGGCAAACGUUUUGUUAAGUGGGCAACUUGACGAAAGCCAGUCAAUACUUAAAUCACCCAGAAAAUAUACUUCUCUGUUGAUAUCACCUACAUUAUCAAGCAUUUCACACAUGCUAUCCAGUUGCCAUGGCACACAGCGACCUGGAAGCUAUGCUAAUCGUCAUGAACAGAUUAGGCAGGGUUGACUGCUGGAAGUUCAAUGGUAACACACCCACACACCCACACACACACACACACACACACACACACACACACACACACACACACACACACACACACACACACACACACACACACACACACACACACACACACACACACACACACACACACACACAGAGCCUUCACACUCUGUUCUAUUACCUUGCUCCAUACAGCCAUGUGUGUGUUGGUGUAAAGUUUAGCCAAAGUCAUCCAGCCCUCUUGUGUAUCUGUGUGUAGAUUGAUGAUGUCUGAAGCAGGGAGGGAGAUUAUUCCUCUAUAGAUUUAUCAUGUCUGGACUACUAACUGGCUGAUUAUGCAAAGGAGACAUAGUGCAACCCAACACAGAGACACGAUGCAACCAGAGAGAGAUACUGUAAAUAGAGAGAGGGCUGAUUAUGCUACGGAGACAUAGUGCAACCCAACACAGAGACACGAUGCAACCAGAGAGAGAGAUACUGUAAAUAGAGAGAGAGAGGGCUGAUGGUUGUAUGCCCAGUAAUAUAACAGAGUAUAAUGAGAUGUCUCUUCUCCAUGAAAGAUUGUUACAUAAAAAAUGUAAAUUAAAAAAGUCUCCCCUCCACUCCUCUACCUCCUCCACCACUCAUCACCAUGUCCAAAACAAUUGUCUGCUUGACUCCCUUGAGGGUUUGUGUGUGUGUGUGUGUGUG